This is a messenger RNA of Cooperia oncophora, 108 nucleotides long. The record is from the annotation of a GenBank genome assembly. NCBI's taxonomy places the organism in Eukaryota, Metazoa, Nematoda, Chromadorea, Rhabditida, Trichostrongylidae.
AUGAAAUUCCCAAGAUGCGAUGCCGGCGUUGCUGUUCUCGACAACCUGCUUUACGUUGUUGGCGGCAGGAAUAGCAAGCACUAUAUGAAUAGCAUUGAGAGGUACUAG